Paecilomyces variotii is the source of this 1577-nucleotide messenger RNA. Its product is annotated as putative pyruvate dehydrogenase E1 beta subunit PdbA. Gene Ontology annotation, biological process: pyruvate decarboxylation to acetyl-CoA. The record is from RefSeq and is a predicted model, not a curated record. Lineage: Eukaryota; Fungi; Ascomycota; Eurotiomycetes; Eurotiales; Thermoascaceae. The transcript has 4 exons. Gene Ontology annotation, molecular function: pyruvate dehydrogenase (acetyl-transferring) activity. Bases 279 to 1412 code for a protein of 377 amino acids.
GGUACGGAACGGUAAAAAGACCAGGCCAUGCCGGUGAGCGUAUACAGAACGCUUAGUCAACGCUGGCCCAACAGACUCGCGCUUCUCAAGCAACAACGAUAAGUCGAACUUCGACUCUAUCUCGGCCGGUUUUCCUCUCUUCUUCUCUUCCUUUCUUUCUCGUGCGCGCGAGCCUUUCUCCUCAGCCGGUCUUUGCUCCGUUCCUUCGUCUUCCAAGGAGUCAAUCCCCCUCCGGUCUAUCCAGUCGCGCCCUCUCCGCUCUGGUGUCACCACUCAUCAUGGCUGCUCCCCGAUUUUUCCGCCCAGCAGCUCCCCUGCUUUCCUCUCGUCUUGCUUCCUCCUUCGUCCGUCACUCUGCUCGUCGAUCGGCCUGUGCGCCAUCGAUCUUCAGCCCGAGGCAAUAUGCUACUGAGAGCGGCACCAAGGAAGUCACUGUCCGAGAUGCGCUGAACGAGGCCCUAGCGGAGGAACUGGAGAGCAACCCAAAGACCUUCAUUCUGGGUGAGGAGGUUGCACAGUACAACGGCGCAUACAAAGUUACUCGAGGUCUAUUAGACCGUUUUGGCCCCAAGAGGGUUAUUGACACUCCUAUCACCGAGGCUGGUUUCUGCGGUUUGGCCGUCGGUGCCGCUCUGGCUGGAUUGCACCCGAUUUGCGAGUUCAUGACGAUGAACUUUGCCAUGCAAGCCAUCGAUCACAUCAUCAACUCUGCCGCUAAGACUCACUACAUGUCUGGUGGUAUCCAGCCCUGCAACGUUACUUUCCGUGGACCUAACGGCUUCGCUGCCGGUGUCGCCGCCCAGCACUCCCAGGACUACUCCGCCUGGUAUGGUAGCAUUCCCGGUCUCAAGGUCCUGGCUCCCUGGAGCGCCGAGGACGCCAAGGGUCUUCUGAAAGCUGCUAUUCGGGACCCCAACCCUGUGGUUUUCUUGGAGAAUGAGCUCAUGUACGGUCAAUCCUUCCCCAUGAGCGAGGCUGCUCAGAAGGACGACUUUGUGCUGCCCAUCGGCAAGGCCAAGAUUGAGCUUCCUGGAAAGGAUCUCACUAUUGUUUCUCUCUCCCGUUGCGUCGGACUGUCGCUCAAUGCCGCCGCCGAGCUCAAGCAGAAGUACGGAGUCGAGGCUGAAGUCAUCAACCUCCGCUCGAUCAAGCCCCUCGACGUCGAGACUAUUAUGAAGUCCUUGAAGAAGACUGGCCGCCUCAUGGCCGUCGAAUCCGGCUUCCCUAUGUACGGUGUUUCAUCCGAGAUCCUGGCUCUGGCCAUGGAGUACGGCUUCGACUACCUGACUGCCCCUGCCGUCCGUGUUACCGGUGCCGAUGUCCCCACCCCCUACGCUGCCAAGCUGGAGGAGCUGAGCUUCCCUCAGCAGGAUACGGUAGUCGGCCAGGCCGUCAAGCUGCUGCGGUUGUAGAUGGGAGCGCAGGAGGAGUCAAGAUCUAUUAAUAUAUUGUCAUGUGCCCAGUACCCUUUCAUUUUUCACUAGUCAAGCCUGAGGAAUUGUACGACUAGAACGUUCUACCAAUUUUACAUCCCUCACCACUUCUAAUGACCGAAUGAGGUUCCCUGUGUUGGUUCA